Messenger RNA from Haliotis rufescens (red abalone), 1668 nucleotides. RefSeq lists its product as uncharacterized. NCBI's taxonomy places the organism in Eukaryota, Metazoa, Mollusca, Gastropoda, Lepetellida, Haliotidae. The record is from RefSeq and is a predicted model, not a curated record. The transcript has a single exon. The coding region runs from base 1 to 1668 and encodes 555 amino acids.
AUGGUGCCCAGCAGAGUGACCAAGCUGACAUCUUCUGUAAACCAUGGAUUGCAGUUCCCCCUGAAUGGGUUUCCUCCUCCAACAGAUGACGACAUGAUGCCCAGCGGGGUGACCAGGCUGACAUCUUCUGUAAACCAUGGAUUGCAGUUCCCCCUGAAUGGGUUUCCUCCUCCAACUAAUGACGACAUGGUGCCCAGCAGAGUGACCAGGCUGACAUCUUCUGUAAACCAUGAGGUGCAGUUCCCCCUGAGUGGGUUUCCUCCUCCAACAGAUGACGACAUAGUGCCCAGCGGGGUGACCAGGCUGACAUCUUCUGUAAACCAUGAGGUGCAGUUCCCCCUGAGUGGGUUUCCUCCUCCAACAGAUGACGACAUGGUGCCCAGCGGGGUGACCAGGCUAACAUCUUCUGUAAACCAUGAGGUGCAGUUCCCCCUGAAUGGGUUUCCUCCUCCAACUAAUGACAUGAUGCCCAGCGGGGUGACCAGGCUGACAUCUUCUGUAAACCAUGAGGUGCAGUUCCCCCUGAGUGGGUUUCCUCCUCCAACUAAUGACAUGGUGCCCAGCGGGGUGACCAGGCUGACAUCUUCUGUAAACCAUGAGGUGCAGUUCCCCCUGAGUGGGUUUCCUCCUCCAACAGAUGACGACAUGGUGCCCAGCGGGGUGACCCGGCUGACAUCUUCUGUAAACCAUGAGGUGCAGUUCCCACUGAACGGGUUUCCUCCUCCAACAGAUGACGACAUGGUGCCCAGCGGAGUGACCAGGCUGACAUCUUCUGUAAACCAUGAGGUGCAGUUCCCGCUGAACGGGUUUCCUCCUCCAACAGAUGACGACAUGGUGCCCAGCGGAGUGACCAGGCUGACAUCUUCUGUAAACCAUGAGGUGCAGUUCCCCCUGAAUGGGUUUCCUCCUCCAACAGAUGACGACAUGGUGCCCAGCGGGGUGACCAGGCUGACAUCUUCUGUAAACCAUGAGGUGCAGUUCCCCCUGAAUGGGUUUCCUCCUCCAACAGAUGACGACAUGAUGCCCAGCGGGGUGACCCGGCUGACAUCUUCUGUAAACCAUGAGGUGCAGUUCCCCCUGAGUGGGUUUCCUCCUCCAACAGAUGACGACAUGGUGCCCAGCGGGGUGACCAGGCUGACAUCUUCUGUAAACCAUGAGGUGCAGUUCCCCCUGAAUGGGUUUCCUCCUCCAACAGAUGACGACAUGAUGCCCAGCGGGGUGACCAGGCUGACAUCUUCUGUAAACCAUGAGGUGCAGUUCCCCCUGAAUGGGUUUCCUCCUCCAACAGAUGACGACAUGGUGCCCAGCGGGGUGACCAGGCUGACAUCUUCUGUAAACCAUGAGGUGCAGUUCCCCCUGAAUGGGUUUCCUCCUCCAACAGAUGACGACAUGGUGCCCAGCGGGGUGACCAGGCUGACAUCUUCUGUAAACCAUGAGGUGCAGUUCCCCCUGAAUGGGUUUCCUCCUCCAACAGAUGACGACAUGGUGCCCAGCGGGGUGACCAGGCUGACAUCUUCUGUAAACCAUGAGGUGCAGUUCCCCCUGAAUGGGUUUCCUCCUCCAACAGAUGACGACAUGAUGCCCAGCGGAGUGACCAGGCUGACAUCUUCUGUAAACCAUGAGGUGCAGUUCCCCCCCUGGAUGGGUCUCCUCCAACUGAUGACAUAG